AUGUGUGCUUCGAUGCAUGCUUUUGAUGUGUGUCUCGUCAAGGCAACUAACUCACCAACAAAGGUUACGUACGGGGCUGGGCCGCGAUGGUGCAUUCCAGUCUUGGCAGCAACCCUUUUUGUCUACACGUUGGGUUCGGCCCAUCGGGGUACGUCCAACGCCGUCGCAUUCACCUCUUCGUCCGCGCUCAUCGAAAGACUUGCCCCAUUCACGGCUAAUCUUCAUCGCCCUCAUUCCACACCCCGCCUACGUACAUUGGAAUGGCCACACCACGAGGUACACAUGCUUGGCCUGAGGUGA
Molecule: messenger RNA, 300 nt
Organism: Protopolystoma xenopodis
Lineage: Eukaryota; Metazoa; Platyhelminthes; Monogenea; Polystomatidea; Polystomatidae
Source: the annotation of a GenBank genome assembly